CUCUAAAAACUAUAAAAACCCUACACUUGUCUCCUCCUCCUCUCUACCUCUCCCUGCUUCUCUCACCCCUCCUCCCACCGCCUCUAUCUCUCAGACAGAAGCAGGAGAGAUUCCAAUGCCUUCCUUAGCUUUAUCCGACAAGAAGAAAGAGGAGAAGAAGAUGAAGAAGAAGAUAGAUUUGGAAACCACAACCCCAGAGCAGCAGGACUCAAAGAAGAAAGGGAAGAAGCUGAAGCUCUCUGACUCCGAUGGAGAAGAGAAGAAGAGUAAGAAGAAGCGCAAGUCUAUUGACGAAUCCGAGGAAGAGCCCGAGAAGAAGAGCAAGAAGGUGAAGCUGAGUAGUAGUGUUGAAGAUGUCAAAGUCGAUAACCCUAACGCCGUCUCGAACUUUCGUAUCUCUGAUCCCUUGAAAGCCAAGCUUAAGGAGAAGGGCAUCGAAGCUCUCUUCCCGAUUCAAGCCACGACGUUUGAUAUGGUUCUCGAUGGUGCUGAUUUGGUCGGAAGGGCUCGUACUGGUCAGGGUAAGACAUUGGCUUUCGUGUUGCCUAUAUUGGAGUCAUUGAUCAAUGGGCCUGCGAAAAGCAAGAGGAAGAAUGGUUACGGCAGGCCUCCUAGUGUUUUGGUUCUUUUACCAACCAGAGAAUUGGCCAAGCAGGUGUUUGCUGACUUUGAGGCAUACGGAGGAGCUGUUGGGUUAGCUUCUUGCUGUGUCUAUGGAGGCGAUCCAUACGCACCUCAAGAGCGUAAACUAAAGAGUGGUGUGGACAUUGUAGUUGGGACCCCUGGUCGUAUCAAGGAUCAUAUUGAAAGGAGAAACCUUGACUUGACUUAUCUGCAAUUCCGCGUUCUUGAUGAAGCUGAUGAGAUGUUGAGAAUGGGAUUCGUUGAUGAUGUUGAACUUAUAUUAGGGAAGGUGGAGGAUCCUAAGAAAGUUCAGACGCUUCUCUUCAGUGCCACAUUGCCUUCGUGGGUUCAAACCAUUGCUGCUAGGUUUCUUAAACAAGACAAGAAGACUAUUGAUCUUGUUGGUAAUGAUAAAAUGAAGGCUAGUAAUAGUGUUAGACACAUUGCUCUUCCUUGUAAUAAGCAAGCCAUGUCUCGUUUGAUUCCUGACAUCAUCAGCUUAUACAGCAGUGGAGGUAGUACAAUCAUUUUCACUGAGACUAAAGACCAAGCUUCCGAGCUCUCUGGUCUCUUGCCUGGUGCAAGAGCUUUGCAUGGUGACAUUCAACAAUCACAGCGUGAGAUUACUCUUGCUGGAUUUAGAAAGGGAAAGUUCUCGACAUUGGUUGCUACAAACGUUGCUGCUCGGGGUCUAGAUAUCAAUGACGUGCAGCUAAUCAUCCAGUGUGAGCCUCCACGUGAUGUUGAAGACUAUAUCCAUCGUUCAGGCCGAACAGGAAGAGCCGGCAACACUGGAGUUGCGGUUAUGCUGUACGAUUCUAGAAAGUCUGGAGUAUCUAGGAUUGAGAAACAAGCCGGUAUCAAAUUCGAGCACGUUUCCGCACCUCAGCCUAAUGAUAUCGCCAGAGCUGUUGGUAUGGAAGCUGCUGAGAAGAUCACGCAAGUCUGUGACAGUGUGGUUCCUGCGUUUAUGGCUGCUGCCAAGGAGCUGUUGGAGAGUUCUGGUGUGUCUGCAGAAGUACUCCUUGCUAAAGCUCUUGCGAAAACCGCGGGCUUCACUGAGAUAAAGAAGAGGUCACUUCUAACAUCAAUGGAGAAUCAUGUCACACUACUUUUUGAAGCAGGCAAACCCAUUUACACUCCAUCAUUUGUAAUUGGUUCACUAAAGAGAAUCUUACCAGAAGACAAGGCUAAUUCGAUUGAAGGGUUAACUCUAACGGCAGAUGGACAAGGUGCUGUUUUCGAUGUUGCACAAUCGGAUGUAGACCAGUUCAUUUCAGCUGCGCAAAAGACUGCAAGUGUGAGCUUGGAGGUUGUUAAGGAGUUGCCUAAACUUCAAGAGAGAGAGCCAAUGGCAAGAGGAAGAUUUGGCCGCCAAGGUGGCCAAGGGUUUAAUCAUCGCGGCAGAGGAGGUAGAUUUGGUCGUGGUGGUCGUGGUGGUGGAGGAGGCCAGAGAUGGUGAAAAACUUUAACACCAACACCUAAUCAAAAACUCUUAUGAUUUCAUCUUGCUCCGGAAGUUUCUAUUUUAUAAUAGUGUUUAUGUGUGUUUUAUCGUUUUAUCUUUCUAUGAACAACUUAAGAGGGGAGCUCUUGUGUUCCCCUUUCAGUUUUGUGUAAUUUUAAUGACAAUGAUGAUACAAUUACUUUCAAUAUAGGGUAUUGAUUUUUCAAAGCUA
This is a messenger RNA of Brassica napus (rape), 2303 nucleotides long. Its product is annotated as DEAD-box ATP-dependent RNA helicase 7. Gene Ontology annotation, molecular function: ATP binding; helicase activity; RNA binding. The record is from RefSeq and is a predicted model, not a curated record. NCBI's taxonomy places the organism in Eukaryota, Viridiplantae, Streptophyta, Magnoliopsida, Brassicales, Brassicaceae. Bases 116 to 2086 code for a protein of 656 amino acids. The transcript has 11 exons.